CAAAGGAAAAGCAAUCGUAACUGAAGCUCCCCUCGACGCUUGACCAAAUCUCCAUUGUAUUCAAGGUUCAAGCUCCUUCUUCCUCUUUCUUCUUCGAUGGCUCUGUGAACAACUUCUCUAAAAUCUCAAGAAAGAAGACGAAGAAUCAUGUGGGUGUUCUAUCUGAUCUCGCCUCCUUUGACCAUGGGGAUGGUGAUAUUCACGCUAAGGUACUUUGCCGGACCAGAUGUCCCUCGUCAUAUCCUAUUUACCGUCGGUUACACUUGGUUCUGCUCUCUUUCCUUCAUCAUCCUCGUCCCCGCCGACAUUUGGACUGCUAUGAUUGAUCAUGACAAUGGUGGGAUUUCUUUCUUCUGGAGUUGGUCAUAUUGGAGUACAUUUUUACUUACUUGGGCCGUGGUGCCUAUCCUUCAGGGUUAUGAAGAUGCUGGGGAUUUCACUGUUACAGAAAGAUUGAAGACCAGCAUACAAGUGAAUUUGGUAUUUUACCUGAUUGUUGGUGCUGUAGCAUUUUGUGGACUUGUACUGCUUAUUCUUUUGCACAAAAACUGGAGUGGUGGCAUAAUUGGUUUUGCCAUGGCAUGUGCAAAUACAUUUGGGCUAGUCACUGGUGCAUUUCUCCUUGGCUUUGGUCUAAGUGAAAUCCCAAAAGGUAUUUGGAUAAAUGCUGACUACAGUACUCGCCAAAAGGUUCUAUCCCAUAAAGUCGCUCGGAUGGCUGUAAAACUUGAUGAUGCUCAUCAAGAUCUUUCAAACGCUAUUGUUGUUGCUCAAGCAACAUCGAAGCAAAUGUCAAAGCGUGACCCCUUAAGACCAUACAUGAAUAUCAUCGAUAAAAUGUUGAUGCAAAUGCUUACAGAAGAUCCUUCUUUCAAACCCCAAGGAGGAAGGUUAGGAGAAAAUGAUAUGGAUUAUGACACGGAUGAAAAAUCUAUGGCAACACUAAGACGCCAACUAAGAAUAGCACGGGGCGAGUACUAUCGUUAUAAAAGUGAAUAUAUGAAUUUCGUGACGGAAGCUCUUGAAUUGGAGGACACUAUAAAGAAUUAUGAGCAACGCAGUGCAACUGGAUGGAAAUAUAUUUCAAGCUUCAGGCCUCAGCGUCCGGGGAAGCUAGGGUCUAGUCUCGAUUCUAUUGAGUUGGUAUGGCGGUGUAUACUGCGGAAGCAACUCAAAAAGCUUUCAGCUAUCAUAUUAGGUUGUUUGACAGCUGCAAUUCUUCUAGCAGAAGCCACUAUACUGCCCAGCGGAGUCGAUUUUUCACUUUUCUCUAUUUUGAUUAAUGCCAUUGAAACAAAUGAAGUGCUUGUGCAGGUUGUUGGUUUCAUUCCUCUGAUGUAUAUGUGUGUUUGCACUUACUAUUCUUUAUUCAAAAUCGGAAUGUUGACAUUCUACUCACUUACUCCAAGUCAAACAAAUUCAGUCAGUCUGCUUAUGAUAUGCUCGCAGGUGGCACGGUAUGCACCUCCAAUCUCAUACAACUUUCUAAAUCUCAUCCAUCUUCCACGUGAUGCCACAACUCUCUUUGAACGGAGAAUGGGAAAAAUUGAUGAUGCAGUCCCUUUUUUUGGGGAAGGAUUCAAUAAGAUCUAUCCACUUAUUAUGGUCGUAUAUACCAUAUUGAUUGCAAGCAAUUUUUUCGACCGAGUUAUGAGUUAUUUUGGGAACUGGAACAUAUUCCGAUUGAGAAAUGAAGCUGAUGAUGACCUUGAUGGAUAUGAUCCUUCAGGAUUGAUGAUCCUGCAAAAAGAACGCUCGUCGCUUGAGAAAGGACAUAAAGUUGGUGAACUUGUCAUUCCUCUUGCAAGACAUUUCAAUGGUGCAAGUGUGGAUGUUGAAUCUGUAAGAGAUAGCACGAUUGCAAUUGAUUCAAGGCAAACAACCUCUUUAAUCGACAAAGGAAACCGAGGUUAUUCAGAACUAUCAAAAACAGAUGGUCGUGAUAAUGUCAGCAAAGACAUUAUUACCAGAAAAUAUGAAGUGUCAAGGACAGAUCAGUCCACAAACUCAACCACCUCCAACUUCUCUUCACUCGAUAUAGACAAAAACCAGGGCAUGGAAAGUGGACAAUCGUCGAAAAUAGUCUCAACUUGGGUAUCGAUGAAAUCAAAUUUCCAAAACUUCAGAUCUAACAUGGAGGCCAGGCGAUUCAUACCGUUACGCCAGGUUCAAGAUCCACAAGUACCUCAAGACUCUUCUUCAGAAUCACUCGAUGAUAUUUUUGAGAGGUUAAAACGAACGACACAAGAUCGACAAAGUGAUUUUCAAGGACGUCCGUGAAAAGCACACAAAUGAUACGUUGUAAAUUUUCUUUUAUAGCACCCACCAUCAACAGAAACAUUCUUUCUGCAAAUUAUUGGAUGGAAAGAGAGUAGCAUACAUAGAGGGAGAAUACAGCAAUUAUUUGAAUAUCCCAUGUAUUAAUUAUUAUAUAAUAUAUAUUAAAGAAAUUAGACUUCAACAUCUAAA
Molecule: messenger RNA, 2469 nt
Organism: Cynara cardunculus var. scolymus (artichoke)
Lineage: Eukaryota; Viridiplantae; Streptophyta; Magnoliopsida; Asterales; Asteraceae
Product: LMBR1 domain-containing protein 2 homolog A-like
Exons: 14
Coding region: 148-2280 (710 amino acids)
Cellular component (GO): membrane
Source: RefSeq, a predicted model, not a curated record